Suhomyces tanzawaensis NRRL Y-17324 is the source of this 1575-nucleotide messenger RNA. It is a transcript of the gene SGA1, whose product is annotated as glucan 1,4-alpha-glucosidase. NCBI's taxonomy places the organism in Eukaryota, Fungi, Ascomycota, Pichiomycetes, Serinales, Debaryomycetaceae. Gene Ontology annotation, cellular component: fungal-type vacuole. Gene Ontology annotation, biological process: polysaccharide metabolic process. The record is from RefSeq and is a predicted model, not a curated record. The transcript is spliced from 2 exons. The coding region runs from base 1 to 1575 and encodes 524 amino acids. Gene Ontology annotation, molecular function: glucan 1,4-alpha-glucosidase activity.
AUGAAGGUCCAUAUCAGUCACAUCUGCUAUUGCUUUCUCUUGUUGAAUUCGGCUUUUGCCUUAUACGUUCCUAGACUUAGUACCAGCCCUGUCCUGUUUAGUUCAGUGCAGGAUAAUAUUCGCAACAACAACUUUGAAACUUGGAUUAUCAAACAGAAGGAAGUCUCGUUCCAAGGUAUUCUCAAUAACAUUGGAGGUAUAAGUGAUUUCUUGAAUGAAACAGAGGUGGCAAAAGGUGCAGUGAUUGCUUCACCUUCUAAAAAUGAUCCUGAUUACUUUUAUCAAUGGACUCGUGAUGCUGCUUUAACUAUAAAAUCUUUAAUUUACUAUAUCCAAGAUGCAGAAUUUGAAGGUGUUGACCAUAUCAAGCUGAUUGUUGAAUCAUACAUUGAGAAUAAUUAUUAUCUUCAAAGAUUAGAUAACAAAUCAGGGAGAUUUGAUGAUGACUCGAAGUCUGGUUUGGGAGAACCCAAGUUCCAUGCAGAUAAUACUGCCUUCAACGAACAUUGGGGUAGGCCUCAAAGAGAUGGCCCUGGAUUAAGGGUCAUCACAAUUUUGAGCUACCUCAGUUUAUUAGACAAGUUUGAAAAAGGUGUUGGAAACACAUUCUUGGGAUCGAAGGAAUUCAUCUAUCAAGAGAUAGUUAAGCCAGAUCUUAUCUACAUAUCUAAGAAUUGGCAAGAAGAAGGAUUUGAUCUUUGGGAAGAGAUUAGCUCAUUACACUUCUUUGGUUCAAUUACUCAAUUAAGAGCACUCAAGGAUGGUGUCCGCGUAGCGAAGGAGCUCAAAGAUGAUCCAGACUUCAUUGAAACUUUGCAGAACACCUAUGAUGACUUGAAAGCAUUCAUUGUGGAAAUCUCUGGUUAUGCCCCUGAAUCUCAUCCUUAUAUCAUUGAAACCCCUUCAUAUUUGAAGUCUGGGAAGCGUAGCGGUUUGGAUUCUGCUGUUCUUCUUGGUUCAAUUCAUUCUCAUAACAUCGAGUCAAAUGACCAUGCAGAUGUUCCAUUUGAUGUGACUGAUGGACGAAUUCUCAACACUUUGAGUGCCAUGGUUGGUGACAUGAAGUACCGCUAUCCAAUCAACCACAAUAAAAUUGGCUUCGAAAGAGGAAUUGGUGCUGCAUUAGGGCGUUACCCUGAAGAUGUGUAUGAUGGACAUGGAACGUCAGAAGGAAAUCCUUGGUUUUUAUCAACUGCAACAGCGGCUGAAGUGAUUUAUAAAUUUCUUUAUAAAUUAGGCAAAAAUCGUGAAAAUAUUGUUGUUAAUUCUGAAAACAAAGAUUUCUUUAAAGAUUUUAUCGAUAUAGAAAGAAUUGAAACGGAAGCUGAUGCUCAAAUUGUGAUUCCAUAUGGCUCUACUACUUAUGUCAGUUUAACACGGAACCUCUUUCACUAUUCAGACUCAUUUUUGGAGAUAAUCAAAGAUCAUGUUGAUAAUAGCGGACAUAUGUCCGAACAAUUUAAUAAGUAUCACGGUUAUAUGCAAGGUGCUACGGACUUAACUUGGAGUUACAGUGCUGUAUGGAACUCAUUCAGAUGGAGGGAAAGAGCUUCAAGAACAUUAAAUAAGAUUUAG